Molecule: messenger RNA, 1983 nt
Organism: Mya arenaria
Lineage: Eukaryota; Metazoa; Mollusca; Bivalvia; Myida; Myidae
Product: protein FAM124A-like
Exons: 4
Coding region: 361-1770 (469 amino acids)
Source: RefSeq, a predicted model, not a curated record
UAUGGUUUUAUAUUUCAUUGUUAGCAUAAAUCACAAGAUAACGAAACUUUAAAGUAGUGUUUAAAUCAGCGCAAAAAGACGAGCGUAGAUGGAAGUCACAUUUGUGACAUCAAAUUAAAAUGUCAAACAGGCUUAAGGAAUUAUUUUUGCAUUUGUGAGGUUUGAUAAAUGGAUACCAUCGCUUAUAAGAAGUAAUGUGAAGCACUAUGUUAGCAGAUGACGUUCAUUGAUAUCAAGAAUAAUCGCCACACAGUCGACAGCUACACGUUAAAAAUCACCUUACUGGGCAUUUGAAUAAAAGGGAAAUUCUAUACUUGAAGUGCACGAACAAAAAUUAACGGUAAUGUGCGAGGGUUUCCGAUGACACAAGGACUAUUACGCUCCAUUACCAUGGAUACCUACCUCAGACGGACGUACGCGCACAAAAAAGCGGCUGAAAAAGAUGACUUUCCAUUCUGGGAUUACAGGUCUCGCCGCGGCCCGCUGUCCUGCUCCAACUCCAGCUACUCUUCAACCUCCUCGUGUGAUGGCAGCAGCAUCUCCUCCAUAAGCUCCCGAUCGGAGUCCGGAAGUGAGAGUAUCAGUCUCUCGGAGCACUCGGACAUUGACUCCCUAUCCCCCUGUGAUCAACACAAGAUGUCUAUCCAGUUUGUUACGGACUCAACCGAGAUUUCCUCACUGGAGGAAGUCUAUCAACCAAUCGUAAACUGGAUUGACCCAGAUUUGCAUAUUCUAAAAAUAACUGACAAAUCAGAAUGCGUUGACAAUGAAAUUACGUCAUUUGACAGAACAGGUGCGCGUUUGCCGAGUGUGGCUAUGAUGGUGUUCCUUCAGGAAGAUGGAAUGGUAGGGUUUGAAAGAAUACAGUCAGUAAAAAGAUACUUUGAGAAAUCCCCUUGGAAGUUCCACCAUUCCGAACAAGUUAAUAAAGGUGCUAUAAACCCUUAUCCAUAUAACAGUCGGGAUUUCUAUUACACAGCGGAGGAACUUCCAUUGUGUGCAGUGCGGCAGGUGCACACUGGUAAGGAAUUCUUCCGCACGGUACUAUUCGUUAGUGAAUCGAACUGGACACAAAUGAUGCAGUUCUAUAAACUAAUUCUCGGUUGUGAACCGGACAUGAAACGAGACGAUUUUUGUCUAUUCACGGUGUCUUCGUAUCCAAACUUUGACAUUCAGCUCGCCCUAAAGAAGCUCCAAGGAGACACGAAACCGAGGCCACUAGAAUGUGUUCGUUUACAGUUCCGUGUUGGUGAUAUAAGCAACAUUAUGUCUCUUUUGCCAAACGUCUGCAGGCCCUUAUCAGAUACGCGAUGGCAGACGACAGAUAACGACGGUAACGUCGUCAUUCUUGAGACGCCACGUUACUUAACCAACAGUACGUUCAUUGACAGGUGUUCAUUAUCAGAGCGAGGCUCUAUAUCAGGAAGAAGUUCUAGAACUGACUCGUUCUCACAGCAGACGAGAAAUCAAAACGAGACUGGAAUUCAGCGCGAACGUGUGCGCGCGAGUUUGGAAAGCAGACGAAAAACUAGCCCUCAAACUCAGCGAUCUAGGUCAGUGCUGGUUGACCAGAAACUUGUGGAUAAACUAAAACAAGAGAAUCUAGCGUUUAGGCAGCAGACGAUGGCGGCAAUCCGGGAGCACCACCGCCACCUGGACCGCACCGUCACAGGAGAAACAGCGUGCUCGCCUUCCGCUACAUGUGACCCAUAUGUGACUAAAACUGACACCGAGAAUGUGCCGGAAGUGGGACAAAGCUUCUAUGUGUAAUAGUUCUGUGGAGUUGCAUGACAUUCUGUUUAAGUGCUAUACACGUGACUGUUUGUCCGUCGAUCACGUGAUAUCUGAUAUUAAAGACUGCAACGUUACGGGUCACUGUAAAACUGAUAUACAAUAGUCUGUGAUAUAUGUUAAGUAUUGUUAUAAAGUAUAAAAACCGGAGUGCAAUAUACAUGAAAACAAAGAAUAAAACUGUUCAUCAUA